Messenger RNA from Parnassius apollo (apollo), 1308 nucleotides. NCBI's taxonomy places the organism in Eukaryota, Metazoa, Arthropoda, Insecta, Lepidoptera, Papilionidae. The record is from the annotation of a GenBank genome assembly.
AUGCCUCGCACAUACAAACCACGGGCUAGACAAUAUAAAAAAUACGAUGAAGAGACGAUAAAUAUUGCACUUAGAGAAUACGAAACAUCAAAUUGUUCGUUGACAGAUAUUAGUGCAAAAUAUAAUAUUUCUAAAUCUGUUUUACACAGGCAAAACACAAGAUUCAUGAAGAAGCAAGGUGGUCAGACGGUAUUAACUGACGAGGAAGAAGCAUAUAUUAUAGAAAAUAUAAAUUAUUGUUCUGAGUGGGGAUAUCCGUUAGACACCUAUGAUUUGCGAAUUUUGGUUAAAGGAUACUUAGAUAGUAUAGGUGUGAAUAUAAAAAAGUUUAAAGAUAAUCUACCAGAUCCUGACUAUGUAAAAAGUUUCCUAAAAAGAAACCAAGACAAAAUUUCACUAAGAAUAAGUCAGAACAUUAAACGAUCACGCGCGACAGUUUCACGCGAAGUUGUAGAAGAAUAUUUUACUCAUCUUGAGAAAUCUAUAGCAGGAGUACCUUUAUCUAACAUAAUAAAUUAUGACGAGACGAACCUCUCGGACGACCCUGGUAGGAGAAAAGUUCUUACAAAAAGAGGUGCCAAAUACCCAGAGAGGGUCAUGAACCACAGUAAAGCCUCAAUAUCAUUAAUGAUGGCAGCAUCUGCGGAUGGUGUACUUCUCCCUUGUUAUGUGGUGUACAAAGCAAAACAUUUGUACGAAUCUUGGAUUGAGCAGGGGCCAAAGGGGUGUCGAUACAAUUGUACCUCGUCUGGAUGGUUUGACAGUAACACUUUUGAGGAUUGGGUUCGUACCAUCGCAUUAUCAUAUUUUAAUGGCAAAGACGGAAAGAAGAUUCUCAUUGGAGAUAAUCUUUCAUCCCAUUUAUCUUUGGAUUUGAUACGAGAACGCAAAGAAAAAAACGUGCAUUUCAUUUUCCUUCCUCCAAAUUCAACACACUUGACGCAGCCUCUAGAUGUUGCAUUCUUUAGACCCACCAAAGGAGCCUGGAGAGAUACUUUAUUUUUGUGGAAAAAAACUGAAGGCCGAAUUUUGCCGACCAUUCCCAAAAGUGUUUUUCCCAGUCUACUGAAAAAAUUGAUCAGUCGCAUAGAAGGUCAAGCUAUGUCUAAUAUAUUGGCAGGGUUUAUGAAAACUGGCAUAAGUCCAUUAAAUAAAAAAAAAGUUCUCGAAAGAUUACCAGGAAAUAUUGUUCGUGAUGAGGAAAACUUCCGUAAAGAUGCUAUUGAUGACACAGUUAUUGCCAUGUUAAAAGAAAUGCGAUAUGGCAAUAAUAAUAACAAAUUGUCUUAUAGAAGAAGAAAAAAUUGA